Molecule: messenger RNA, 597 nt
Organism: Helobdella robusta
Lineage: Eukaryota; Metazoa; Annelida; Clitellata; Rhynchobdellida; Glossiphoniidae
Exons: 6
Coding region: 1-597 (198 amino acids)
Source: RefSeq, a predicted model, not a curated record
AUGUUCCUGCUGAAUAGAGAUGCGAACCUUCCUGACUUGUUCACCCUGCCUCAUCUGACGUCAACAUGUCUCCCUUCUUCUGCAGUUUACCUGCACGACGUCAACAACACCUGCCUCCACCCAAGUGACCUCCUCAACCAACAGAACUUUCGAGCGUGCAUUUUUCAUGGAAAUUCGAUGAUGGUGCCCUCCUAUUACGAUAAUCUAAUUUUUAUCGAGGUAGCCAGAGCAAGAGAACAAGAUUUGGAGAUAUAUGAGGAAAGAUUGGGGCACAAGCAACCAGACGAACAGCAGAGAGGAACUUCGCUGAAUGCAUCAACAUGCAAUGUAUCCCCUGUAUAUGUUAACGGUACUUGUGUCAACGUUGUCAAGAAAGUUGUCUAUUUGGUGCGAUACAACUCGUACGGUAUUGAAUUGGUGCACAUCAACGUAACUCUGGAUGAUAUCGACAACCAAACAACCUUUCCCUUUUCUCAAAAUCACGUGCUUCUCUUCAGAAAGGAAAAUGAAAGUCUGACGUCUCUUGUCAGGAGCGGCAAUCCUGGUUACGAUGACGACUCCCUAGUCAUUCUGUCAGCUGGAUCUAACGACAUGUAA